AGCCUGUAUUGACAUCGGCCAGCGCGUUGUGCUCUUCGGCCUCAACUUCACCGGCACGGCGGGGCUAGGACCUCGGGGUUUCGGUGCUGAUGUCACCGGCCGCGGGGUUCGAUGAACUCUCGAGUCAAAACGGAAGCCGAAGCCAUGAGCCGAUCCCCGGGGGCCGUGGAUUAUGUUGAGCAUCGUUUACUCCCCUUUGGCGGGACCCUGCAGGAGAAGCCGCUGGUGUAAAGCCCGGAGAGUAGUUCUGGCUGAUUUAAACCUUGUGUGUCCCUAGAAAUCGAGCACAUAUAUUUGCACCCUUUGCUCAAAAUAUGAAGAUGGCUCAACUCAAAAUCACGUCUUUGCGCUUCGAGCACCAUCCCACCGGACUAGGUGUCUCUUCUCCUACCCCCCGUGUCUCAUGGCGCGUCGAGUCCGACCCUAUAGCAAAGAAUUGGCAGCAGACAUCGUACGAUAUCAAAAUCUCACGUGGUUCUGCGCCGGCCCAGGAAUUCCACAUUGAGGGCGCCUCGACAAUACUCGUGCCAUGGCCCGACACUCCUUUGGCAACAGGCGAAAGGGCAAUAGUCGUCGUUAAGUCUCACGGGACCUCAGAAAACGCCCAAUUGGACUCUGAAUGGUCCUCGGAGGCGAUCGUAGAGACCGCUCUGCUCUCCCGCGAUGACUGGAAAGCUACGCCCAUCACCGCGGCCCCGCGUAUUGCCUCGCAUCCACAUGAGAGAGGAAUCCGGCCGGUACGAUUCCGCAAAGUAUUUGACUGCCCCGAUGUGAAAGGCGGUGGUAAUACCAAACUCUACAUCACUGCGCUAGGCUUAUACGAAGCGUACCUGAACGGCCACCGCAUCGGAGACGAGUGGCUCGCCCCCGGCUGGACUGCUUACCAACAUCGUAUUCAGUACCAGGUCUUCGAUGUAGCGCAUCUCUUGAAGCCUGGUCAACGAAACGUUCUCACAGUGGAAGUCAGCGAAGGGUGGUAUGCGGGCCGAAUUCUUUGGGGCGAGGGCUUAACCUGCCUAUAUGGCGACUGCAUUGGUGUGCUAGCUCAGCUCGAGAUCCGCGACGACGAUACAACAGGGCCAGCUUUGAAGCUUGUGACCGACGAUUCAUGGGAGUGCAGGUCCUCACCAAUCGUCGGAAGCGACAUCUACGACGGCGAGACGUACGAUCUCGGCCUCGAAGUUGAAGACUGGCAUCACGACGACCACAGCGAAUGGACUCCCGUCGAGAUGCUACCGUUUCCGAAAUCCACACUCACAGCGGCAUCCUCUCCACCAGUCCGCACCACGGAGACCGUCAAACCCAUCAAAGUCUUCAAAGACAUCAAAGGCAAGACACUUGUCGACUUUGGCCAGAAUCUCGUCGGAAAACUCGUCAUCCCAAAGCUCGUGAAGCCAGACGGUCACCGCCUCACCAUCCGCCACGCAGAGGUCCUCGAAAACGGCCAACUCGGAACUCGUCCUCUCCGCGCAGCAAAGGCAACUGAUUCGAUCAUCUUCGGCGGCGGUCGAGUCCUAGAGAACUGGUCUCCUCACUUCACCUACCAUGGCUUCCGCUACGUCGAGCUGGACGGCUGGGACGACGUGACGCUAGACUCACUCUCCGCCGUCGUCAUGCACACUGAUAUGCAGCGGACAGGCUUCUUCUCCUGCUCCAACGACGACGUCAACGCGCUGCACCGCAACGUCAUCUGGAGCAUGCGCGGGAACUUCGUCUCUAUCCCCACGGAUUGUCCGCAGCGCGAUGAGCGGCUGGGCUGGACGGGCGAUAUCCAAAUUUUCAGCCCGACGGCCUCCUUCCUGUACGAUUGUGCGGGCAUGCUGAGUAACUGGAUGCGAGACGUUCUCCUGGACCAAAAGGAUGCAGGCGGCAUCGUCCCGCUCGUGGUGCCUAAUGUCAUGAAGGACGGGCCGUGGCCAUCGGUGCCGCAGGCUGUGUGGGAUGACGUUGUUGUACUAGUGCCUUGGACUUUGUAUAAGUGGUUUGGUGACGCGGGCGUCUUGCAAGAGACAUACCCUGGUAUGAGAGACUACCUCAAGUCCAUUAAGCGGGGAGACGACGGAUUAUGGGAUCCUUCGCUCUGGCAAUUGGGCGACUGGCUUGAUCCCAACGCACCGCCCGCCGAGCCAGGUCUAGCUAGGACGGACGGCACCCUCGUCGCGGACGCAUAUCUGGUUCACGUCACAGGCAUCGUAUCCCAGAUCGCCAGCAUUAUCGGCCUCCCCACCGACGCUACUGAACUCGCCAGCCAGCAUAAGCGUUUAAAACAGCUCUUCCAAGAUAAGUAUACUACCAAAGCGGGCUUCAUCGUCGCAGAUUCCCAGACGGCGCUGGCUCUGGCCCUACUCUUCGACUUACACGACACCAUCGCCCAACGCGAAGCCGCAGCCGCAAGACUCGCGCGACUUGUGCAGUAUUCCAAGUUCAGAGUCUCCACAGGCUUCGCCGGCACGCCCGUGAUCCUUCAUGCGCUGUCAGAGACGGGAUACGUCCAGCACGCAUACCGCAUGCUGCUCGAAACGGGGUGUCCCUCAUGGCUGUAUCCCAUUCGCAUGGGUGCCACCACUGUCUGGGAGAGGUGGGAUAGCAUGCUAGAGGACGGAACGAUCAACCCAGGAGAGAUGACGAGCUUCAACCACUACGCGCUCGGCAGCGUCGCGAACUGGAUGCAUGCCGGUAUUGGGGGGCUGUCGCCGCUCGAGGCUGGGUGGACGAGGUUCCGGGUACGGCCUCGGCCCGGAGGAGACCUACGGCACGCGACCGUCGAGUACCUGAGCCCGCACGGCUUGGUUCGGAGUCGAUGGGAGGUUGGGGCGGAUGGGAAGUUUGUUUUGGACCUGACAGUGCCAUUGAACACUACUGCCGUGGUUUCUUUGCCUGAUGGUGGGGAGGAGAUGACGGUUGGCUCAGGGAAUUGUAUGUUUGAGAGCCAUCUUGCUCCGGGAUUGAGGGAGGCGUGGCCGCCCAAAGCUUUGUUGACGCAGUUUGGGCUGUGACGUGGUUUGAAAUGACAACGUUGACUUGAAGUGCCUCUGAUGGGAGUCCCAGUAGAUUUGCAAUUCGCAACGCGAAUGUCGACAUGCUUAAGUCUUAAGCUUGCAAUACUGUAAGACGGGCUGCUAGUUAGCCCGCGUAUUACUUGAAUAUUUCGUAACUAAACGAAAUUCACAGUAACCACCAUUACAAGACAAUUUUAUUGCCAC
Molecule: messenger RNA, 3203 nt
Organism: Colletotrichum acutatum
Lineage: Eukaryota; Fungi; Ascomycota; Sordariomycetes; Glomerellales; Glomerellaceae
Product: bacterial alpha-L-rhamnosidase-domain-containing protein
Exons: 1
Coding region: 315-2996 (893 amino acids)
Biological process (GO): carbohydrate metabolic process
Source: RefSeq, a predicted model, not a curated record